Molecule: messenger RNA, 6996 nt
Organism: Sinocyclocheilus grahami
Lineage: Eukaryota; Metazoa; Chordata; Actinopteri; Cypriniformes; Cyprinidae
Gene: fhip1ab
Product: FHF complex subunit HOOK interacting protein 1Ab
Exons: 13
Coding region: 568-3582 (1004 amino acids)
Source: RefSeq, a predicted model, not a curated record
CACACACACACACACACACACACGGGCUGUAAUCACUCUAAUCUCUCUGAGUGUUUGGCUCUGUUCUGCUCUCCCAGUAUUUCUCAACACACGAAGGGCUGUACUUAAUGUCAAACUGCGUUCAUAGUAUUAUUCAGGUUUGGUAAAACAGAACUUCAUGAAGUAUGGCUCCUUCAGAAGAUAAUCCAGUUUGAUGGAAAUACAGCAGAGGCCAAGCUGCGUCACCAGAGGAGCCCCGUGCUUGUCCAGCUGCCAUGGCUGCACUGAGGAAAGAAUUCCUAGGAAUGCUGUGGAAUGUUGGGAAUGUCGGAGAAGGGGCCUCCACCCUGUAGUGUGCGCUGCUGUAGGGUGGAACCGCAGCACUCUUCCUGCUCUAGUAGUGCAGAACUAGAGCCCUUCUCAUGAACAUAUCAGACGUUUACUGCGACUGUUUCUCUCUUAUCUUCAUGUGAGCUGUUUGAAGCAGUCACUCUUACUCCUGCAGGUCCUGCAUGCUGAGAUGCCCUGAGACAGAGAGUGACGCCCAUCAGAGCUGCAUGAUGGUCUAGCUCCGCCCACUCUGUCAGGAUGCUGGCCUCUGUGGUCUCUGGAAAUAACGGAGGGCGAGCGCUGACCCUGAAGGGCGUCGACCCAGAAACAUGUAUGAUCGUCUUCAAAAACCACUGGACACAGGUUCUGAGGAUCCUGGAGAAGCACGAUCCGGUUCGCGGCGGUGCCGUUGUUCUGCGCUUCGGCCCGAUCCCCGGCGAUGAGGCGAGCGCCGUGCAGAACUACGUGGAGCACAUGCUCUUCCUGCUGAUGGAGGAAGAGAGCGGUCAGGGCGGGGCCAUGGGGACCAUCCUGGAGUUCGUGGUGGUGGAGAACGUGAUGGAAAAGCUGUUUCUGUGGAGUCUGCGGCGCGAGUUCACCGACGACAUGAAGCUGGAGCAGCUGCGCAUGUACAAGAUGCUGGUGGCGCAAGCCAAACAACCGCUGCUACACCACAAACCCAUCCUCAAACCUCUGAUGAUGCUGCUGUCUGCCUGCUCCAGCUCCUCCACCAUGGGACCCUCAUCCUCCUGCACAGUGGGGCCCAAAAGCAGCAGCUCCGCCGCAGAGCUCAUCUGCGCCAUAGGGCCCUCAUCCUCCUGCACUGUGCGGCCCAAAAGCAGCAGCUCCGCAGCAGGGCUCACCUGCGCCAUGGGACCCAGCAGCUCUGCGGUGGAGGUAGAGCUGGUGUCUCUGCUGCAUCAGCUGUGCCGAGUGCUGGUCAAGGAAGCCUCCGUGCUGGAGCUGUUCUUCCAUAGCAGUCAGGAUCAAGGAGCCGCCAACUUUCUGCUCUUCUCUCUGCUCAUCCCAUUCAUCCACCACGACGGGACGGUCGGUGCGCAGGCCAGAGACGCCCUCACCCUCAUCAUGAGCCUCUCGUCUCAGAACAGCCUGGUGGCCAAACACAUCGUGGAGAACACCUACUUCUGCCCGGUGUUGGCCACGGGUCUCAGCGGUCUGUAUUCCGGUCUGCCGGCUAAACUGGAGGUUUACAGCGAGGGCUGGUUCUGUCUGGAGAGACACGACUGGCUGCAGCUUCCAGCGCUGUUACAGUUCCUCAACUCACUGCACUUCUGCAGCACUGUGUGCAAGGUGGCUCACCCCUCUAUCAGAGAUCAGCUCCUGGGCUACAUCUACAAUGGUUUUCUCGUUCCUGUCAUGGCUCCUGCGCUUCAUAAGCUGACUCUGGAGGAGGUGAUGGCAACGACGGCGUAUCUGGAGCUCUUCCUGCGCAGCAUCUCUGACUCCGCCCUCCUCCAGACCUUCCUCAUCUUCAUCCUCAGACAUCGCCAUGACAACGUCAGCAUCCUGGACACGCUGGUCAGCAGGAUCAACACACCGUUUCAGCUCGGUACCGUCUCUCUGGCUCUGUUCCGCACUCUGAUUGGUCUGUAUUGUGAAGAUGUCAUGCUGCAGUUAAUUCUCAGGUAUUUGCGUCCUCUUUCUCUUCCUCAAUGCAAAUGGCUGCAAUCUCCCUCCUUCUUCAUUCCCAAACCCUGCUCCUCUCCACCGCAGACGCCCAAACCCGACUACAUCCUCUGGUCAAAGGUCACCGAGGGCCUGCUGAGGGGCAACAUGGGAAUGGAGGAUCUGUUCUCAGGUGGAGAUACAGUCGGAUGCUCCCGAAUAACCGCUUCAGAGCCGCUGAUGCACAAGAACUAUCUUCAGUAUCUGUAUGAUGCACGCAGAUCCGUCUGUACGACCGUCCAAGCGUGCGACGUGUGGUCGGCUCCGUACGACGGCCUCAAUCCGUCCCCGGACGAGUAUCAGGACGAGGAUGAGGACGAGUGCCUUCCUCGCUCUACUCCGCCUCCUCAAACGCCGACUCCUCAUCCGCCUUCGGAAACCAGCUCCACCGGCGACCGCGAGCGAGUCGGGACGCUACUCGAGCUGGAAUGGGACGAUACGUACGACGCCGUGCCGGACAGGGAACCGACGCCCGACGUUCCAGACGAACCACCGAAACACAUUCAGGAAAUGCGUAAAAACGCCAUCAUGCUGAUUAAAGGAAGUUAUAUCGAGGAGUCGGAAUUUCAGGAUGAUGUGUUGGUUUAUAAUCUGAUUGCGCAAAAAGAUGCUCGUGAUGACCGGCGGAUAUUCGUCAAAAAUGGCUUGAAUAAACCAACCCACAAUCUCUACCUAAACAACAAUCUGAUGCACGCUAAUCACACACUGAACCAUAAUCACGCAGAAUAUCCAGAAUCCGAACCGAUUGUGAACGGACGUGGUUUUGAGGAGCAGAAACCGGAAUUAGAGGGUGAUGCUGCGCGUCUGGACCACAACUGCAAUGAGAGCAAAACGGCCGAAGCCGCAGGAGACGACUUCAUCUCGCAGUGUCUGGAGCUGAUUCGGGAUCUGGGCGGAGAGGAAGACUGCGUCGUGGAGGAUGAAGAGCAGCUCCAGCGGCUGCAGGAUCUCCUGCAUGGGGACGAGGAGGAGGAGCUGGACUUUACCUGCUUCUGUGAGGAGUGUGAGGGUGAAGACGAUGCAGAUGAAGAACUGAAUAAAGCCGAGAGCAGGAAACACGGGAUCUCGUUUACAGGGCCGUUCAUCAGCGUCCUGCUGUCCCGUCUGGAGAACUUGCUGGAGAACUCCAUUGAGGUCAACCUGCUGCUUACAGGGAUUUUAGCACAGCUGGCCACAUAUCCACAACCGCUGCUGCGAGGAUUCAUUCUGAACACCAGACCCGCGUCUCAGACCGGUGCACGCUCACUCUACCAGGUUCUGCUGUCGGUGGGUUGUCAGAUUGAACAGUACGCAGCGUCCAAUCCAGAUUUUCCCGAGCUGGUCCGUGAAGCCGCCCAGUACCUGCUGCUCAAAGACCAGGCCUUAAAAGAGCAAGAGAGAGAAGUCCACAUGCAAGAAAACGCCAGCUGGUUCCUGAAUGGCCACGUCUCGGGUCGUCCACGCAAACCUCUUCCUCCCUGCCCCAAAAUCCCGCCGCACCUGCGGAACAGAGUGUUCACUACGUUUCUGUUCGCCGAGUUCCUGAAGGAGCUGGCAGCCAUUGCGCAAGAGCACUCCAUAUUACCUGAGCGAACUGCGGAGGAGUGACACACCUCAGAUUGUGAGUUUCACAGCAACAAUCAAAUGCAAACAUCUCUGGACGCUUUCCCAUUCAUUUCCUAAGGACGGUCAGUUCUGACCUCAAACAGCCAAUGUGUCUGGGUUUUUUUAAUGACCUCUUAGACUUAUAGUUCAGUUUUUUUAAGUUUUACGUUUUUUGACCCCCUGUUGUGUUGAGGUCAAAUUGACCCACACUCAUUUUUAUAAACUGCUUGAAAUACUCUUUAUUUCUUACUGAAAUUUGGUGGAUAUUUUUUUAUUUAGCGUUGUGAAUGUGCACGCAAAGUUUCGGCACAUGGAUGUGUUUCGGAAAGGCUGUACAAAAACUAUUGCAACUUUUGUGUUGGGUCAAGUUGACCCACGCUCAAACUUUCAAACUGCUCGAAAUACUGGUUAAACUGUUUAUUUCUUUUUGAAAUUUGGUGAAUAUUUUUCAUUUAGGGUUAUAAAUGUGCAAGCAAAGUUUCAACACAUAGAUGUGUUUUAGAAAAGCUGUACAAAAAUCGUUACAGCUUUUGUGUUGGGUCAAAACUGACCCACAUUCUAUUUUACAAACUGCCCAAAAUACCAGUUAAACUACUUACUUAUUCUUGAAAUUUGGUGGAUAUUUUUCAUUUAGGGUUAUAAAUGUGCAAGCAAAGUUUCAACACAUAGAUGUGUUUUAGAAAAGCUGUACAAAAAUCGUUACAGCUUUUGUGUUGGGUCAAAACUGACCCACAUUCUAUUUUACAAACUGCCCAAAAUACCAGAUAAACUACUUAUUUCUUCUUGAAAUUUGGUGGAUAUUUUUCAUUUAGCGUCAUGAAUAUGCAUGCAAAGUUUCGGCACAUAGAUGUGUUUCGGAAAGGCUGUACAAAAACUAUUACAACUUUUGUGUUGGGUCAAAUUGACCCAUGCUCAAAUUUUCAAACUGCUCGAAAUACUGGUUAAAAUAUUUAUUUCUUCUUGAAAUUUGGAGGAUAUUUUUCAAUUAGCACCAUGAAUGUGCAUGCAAAAUUUCAGCACAUAGAUUUGUUUUGGAAAGGCUGUACAGAGUUUGUUACGACUUUUGUGUUGGGGUUCAUUUGACCCACAUACGUAUUUUAAAUGACUCAAGAUACUGAUUCAACUAUUUAUUUCUUCUUGAAAUUUGGUAGAUAUUUUUCAUUUAGUGUCAUGAAUGUGCAUGCAAAGUUUCCGCACAUGGAUGUGUUUUGAAAAGGCUGUGCUGAGAAUUGUUACUACUUUUGUGUUGGGUCAAAUUGACCCAAGCUCAAAUAUUCAAACUGCUCAAAAUACUGGUUAAAAUGUUUAUUUCUUCUUAAAAUUUGGUGAAUAUUUUUCUUUUACGGUCAUGCAUAUGCAUGCAAAGUUUCAGCACAUAGAUGUGUUUUGGAAAGGCUGUACAGAGUUUAUUAGAACUUUUGUGUUGGGUUUAAACUGAGCCCCACUGGAUUCUAUGCAAUUUGCCAAAAAUCCACAAUCUGAAAAACAUUAAACAUUAACAUUAAGCCUGUUGCAGCACUGAAAAAGUGUGAGAAACUCAUUCUACUCUCACAAGGGUUUAAGAAAAGGACAUAACAAUAAAACACUGGGAAGUACAAAUAGCAAUAAAAACUACUUACACCAAGUACAAAUAAUGUUAGGAACUGUUUAUACUUGUAGUUAUUUCCUCCUACAAUGACAAAAACGUAUUUUGUGUCUGUUAAACAUGAAAAUAUCAAAAUAUGUGGUCAAAUUGACCACUAACACAAUAGAAAUAACACUAUAAAAAUUGAUGGGAAUUAUUAAAUUUCUCACAUAUUUUAUAUUUUUUAGUCUCUGACCAUCUACAGUAGAGGUGUUCUGUUUUACAUGAAUCUUUAGUGUUUUUCAUAGUGUUUAUUUUUGACAAAUUGCAUGAAAACCACUGUGGGUCAAUUUGACGAACAAACUCUAAAGCUGCUGUACUCAGUUUUUGAACACAACAGGAGGCUUAAAAACAAUAGAAUUGGUCAAAAAUGACCGAAAAGCACAUUAGUGUUAAAUUCAUUAGCAUACAGAUGAGCUCAAAGCUUCAAACAUGCACUUGAAGCCACAGAAGAUUUAUUUGUUUGGUUUGGAGGUUCUGGUUUACAGUUCAUGUGAACUCUGGUACGGUUUGUAACUGCUAUUAAAGAGAUCCGGACCUAAUUUGUGCAAGUGAACCUUCACUGAUGUAUAAUUUGAUGUAUUGAGAGGGUCAGAUGUCUUAUUUCUGUGUCUUUUAGCUCAUUUUGCAGAAACACACAGCACAGUCUUCAUGAUAAUGCCUCUUUUAAAGGAACAGUUCACCUCAAAAUAAACACUCACAUUUACUCAAAGAGUUUGCAAAGAAUCACCACUGAUUUUAAUUUAAGAAAACACCUAUCAAGCUCUAAAAUGUACACAAUAAUAUGAGUCAACGUGACUCAUGCAGUAUAUUCCCAAGCACAUUUUCAUUUUUGCCUGGACUGUUGCUUUAACAAGCAAACUCAAUUUUUGUUUUUUGUUGAUUCAGACUUUGUGCUUUAUAUUAUAUGGGUUGUUAUUUUAUUAUUUGUGUAUAGAUGAAUCACUGUAAUUAGUUGUUUAUCAGCCAAUUUUAAACCUGUAGUAUGUUAUUUGUGUGUGUGUGAAGCUUCUCAAAACAACAUAACGUUCAAGACAACUCGUCAGAAAACUAGUGAUAUUUAAAGUCAACACGAAAUGGCAUUUACAAUACAUUUUACUUCCAUAAUGUGAACAUUUCUGAGGAUAUUCAAUGAGAAAAUGCAGAGCAUUUAGUAAGUAUCUCUAUAUGAAGAUACAAUUGGUGUAGAAGUGGAGAAAGUAUUAUGCUGAAAGAUGAUGAAGACAUGCACCGUACAUGAAUUAAGAAAAUCAGCAGAUUUGAUUCUUUUGAUUUCAUGUUGACUGUAAGCACAAUUUCUGAAAAUGUUUCAUGUUGUAUUCCACUGAAUAAUCAGGGGUAACAUUUUUGUCCACCUGAUUUAUCUCAAUACUGAAUUGAAGCCGAUGUGAGAUUUCAAUCCACUGUGUGUUUGUUACGUGACGCUGCUUACAACAUUUUCAGAUCAUUUUUUAGAUAAAACCGUCACCGCAAUCACUUUAAAUUCUGUCUUUUUCAGCUACAAAUGCCUGAGAACUCUAGAACCAAAAUCUGAAGAGAAGAAUUGAAUAACUCAAAUGUAACUCAAAAUAACAGGAGCAGGAUUUCAAGCCUUAUUUUGCUGUGCAUCUGUACAUUUGAAAUUUGUUCAAACUAAAGCAGAAGAAGCUUUUUGAGAUGUUUUAUGACCUGUUAUGAUGUCAAUGUAAAGUUUUGUACACAUAUUUUUACAGAUCAAUCAGUCACGAGGAGGACAACAGAAAUAUGGGUUGUUUUUAAUAUGAGCCUUUGUAAUAUUAUUCUGCCCCCUGGUG